GGCCGACUUUGAGGAGGCGGAGCUUCGGUUUUGCUUGCUGGCAAAGCACUUUAAUCGGCUAGUAGACGACCGCCGAAAUCGAGCCUGGGCCCUACCCCGGGCUUUGGGCUUUCGAUUCCUCUCUGACCAAAGGGACUUCAAAGAAGAAAGAAAAUGGCUUCUGAAUCUGAAACUCUGAAUCCCAGUGCUAGGAUAAUGACUUUUUAUCCAACUAUGGAAGAGUUCCGGAACUUUAGUCGGUACAUUGCCUAUAUUGAAUCACAAGGAGCACAUCGGGCUGGGCUGGCCAAGGUUGUUCCUCCCAAAGAAUGGAAGCCAAGAACAUCCUAUGAUGACAUUGAUGACUUGGUCAUUCCCGCACCCAUCCAGCAGCUGGUGACUGGACAGUCUGGGCUCUUUACCCAGUAUAACAUACAGAAGAAAGCCAUGACUGUUCGGGAGUUCAGGAAGAUUGCAAACAGUGAUAAGUAUUGUACCCCACGCUACAGUGAAUUUGAAGAGCUUGAGCGAAAGUACUGGAAAAACCUCACAUUCAAUCCUCCCAUUUAUGGUGCGGAUGUCAAUGGUACUCUCUAUGAAAAGCAUGUGGAUGAGUGGAAUAUUGGCCGGCUGAAGACAAUCCUGGACUUGGUGGAAAAGGAGAGUGGCAUCACUAUUGAAGGUGUGAACACCCCAUACCUGUACUUUGGCAUGUGGAAGACAUCUUUUGCCUGGCAUACAGAAGACAUGGACCUCUACAGCAUCAACUAUCUGCACUUUGGGGAGCCCAAGUCCUGGUACUCUGUUCCACCUGAGCAUGGAAAACGGUUGGAGCGCCUUGCCAAAGGCUUUUUCCCAGGAAGUUCUCAAAGCUGUGAGGCUUUCCUCCGCCAUAAGAUGACCCUGAUUUCCCCUCUGAUGCUGAAGAAAUACGGCAUUCCCUUUGACAAGGUUACUCAAGAAGCUGGAGAAUUUAUGAUCACUUUUCCUUAUGGUUACCAUGCUGGGUUCAACCAUGGCUUCAAUUGUGCCGAGUCUACCAAUUUUGCUACCCGUCGGUGGAUUGAGUAUGGGAAGCAGGCUGUGCUGUGCUCCUGCAGGAAGGAUAUGGUGAAGAUCUCCAUGGAUGUGUUUGUGAGGCGGUUCCAGCCAGAAAGGUACAAACUUUGGAAAGCUGGGAAGGACAGCACAGUUAUUGAUCAUACUCUGCCCACGCCAGAAGCAGCCGAAUUUCUGAAGGAGAGUGAACUGUCCACAAGAGCUGUGAAUGAGCAGUGCCCAGAGGAGGACAUGGAGGGGAUCGAGGAUGGAGAGGAGGGGGACCUGAAGAGAAGCCUGGCCAAGCAUCGUAUUGGGACAAAGAGACACCGGGUUUGUCUCGAAAUACCACAGGAGGUGAGUCAGAGCGAACUCUUCCCCAAGGAGGAGUUGAGUUCUGGACAGUAUGAGAUGACAGAGUGCCAGGCUGCCCUCGCCCCAGUGAGGCCCACCCACAGCUCUGUGCGACAAGUGGAAGACAGCUUGCCCUUCCCAGAUUACUCUGACUCGACUGAAGUCAAAUUUGAAGAGCUCAAAAACGUCAAACUAGAAGAGGAAGAUGAGGAAGAAGAACAAGAGGCAGCUGCCCUGGAUCUUUCUGUGAAUCCUGCUUCCAUAGGAGGACGUCUUGUCUUCUCCAGUUCCAAAAAGAAAUUUUCUUCUAGCAUGGGAUCCAGUUCUUCUCGAGAUUCUGCCUCUUCUGAUUCGGAAACCAGCGAUCCUCUUUCCUGCCAAGCUCAGGGGCAAACAGGAGUUUUCACCGUGCACAGCUACGCCAAAGGGGAUGGCAAAGUGACUAUGGGAGAGCCAUGCAUGAAGAAGAAAGCUGGUGCCCCCAGAAGUAUCAGUGAACAGGAGCUGGCCACGGUUGCUGAUCGGUACAUGUUUUCUCUGGAGGAGACUAAGAAGUCCAAGGGUCGCCGCCAGCCCUUAAGCAAGCUCCCACGCCAUCACCCACUUGUGUUGCAGGAGUGUGUCAGUGAUGAUGAGACCUCUGAACAGCUGACCCCUGAAGAGGAAGCUGAUGAGACAGAGGCCUGGGCCAAGCCCCUAAGUCAGCUGUGGCAGAACCGACCUCCAAACUUUGAAGCUGAGAAGGAAUUCAACGAGUUCAUGGCCCAGCAGGCUCCACACUGUGCCGUCUGCAUGAUCUUCCAAACUUACCAUCAGGUCGAGUUUGGAGGCCUGAGCCAGAACUGUGGAAAUGCUUCCACAUCCGCUGCCCAAACACAAAGGACCAAGCCAUUGAUUCCAGAAAUGUGCUUCACCACAACCGGCUGCAGCACAGACAUCAACCUUUCUACUCCUUACCUGGAGGAAGAUGGCACCAGCAUGCUUGUCUCCUGCAAGAAGUGCAGUGUCCGGGUCCACGCCAGUUGCUAUGGGGUUCCCCCUACAAAGGCUUCUGAAGAGUGGAUGUGUUCCCGGUGUUCAGCCAAUGCCCUGGAAGAAGACUGCUGUUUAUGCUCAUUACGAGGAGGGGCCCUGCAGAGAGCAAAUGAUGACAGGUGGGUCCACGUUUCAUGUGCCGUGGCAAUUCUGGAAGCAAGGUUUGUCAACAUUGCUGAAAGAAGUCCUGUGGAUGUGAGCAAAAUCCCCCUACCUCGCUUCAAACUGAAAUGUGUCUUCUGUAAGAAGCGAAGGAAAAGAAAUGCUGGCUGCUGUGUACAAUGCUCUCAUGGCCGCUGUCCAACUGCUUUCCACGUGAGCUGUGCUCAGGCGGCUGGUGUGAUGAUGCAGCCUGACGACUGGCCUUUUGUGGUCUUCAUUACCUGCUUUCGGCACAAGAUUCCCAAUUUGGAGCGUGCCAAGGGGGCCUUGCAGAGCAUCACUGCGGGCCAGAAGGUCAUCAGCAAGCAUAAGAAUGGGCGCUUCUACCAGUGUGAAGUGGUCACACUCACCACCGAGACCUUCUAUGAAGUCAACUUUGAUGAUGGCUCCUUCAGCGACAAUCUUUAUCCUGAGGACAUAGUGAGCCAGGACUGUCUCCAGUUGGGUCCUCCUGCUGAAGGGGAAGUGGUCCAAGUGAGAUGGACAGAUGGCCAAGUCUAUGGAGCCAAGUUUGUGGCGUCCCAUCCUAUCCAGAUGUAUCAGGUGGAAUUUGAGGAUGGCUCACAGCUUGUGGUAAAAAGAGAUGAUGUAUACACACUGGAUGAAGAACUCCCCAAGAGAGUGAAGUCCAGACUGUCAGUAGCCUCAGACAUGCGCUUCAAUGAGAUUUUCACAGAGAAAGAGGUUAAACAAGAAAAGAAACGGCAGCGUGUCAUCAACUCAAGAUACCGGGAAGAUUAUAUUGAGCCUGCACUGUACCGGGCUAUCAUGGAGUAGAUACUUCCAGGGUCUAAGAGGUUCCCAGCCAUCAAGGCGAGAGCACUCUGGGGUUCCACAACACAGCAGACACACGGAACUCAGAAGUCUCUAAAAAUGAAAUUGUAAAAAGAAAGGAAUGAGACACUCAAACCCCAUCAUCUUCUCACCCCAUCCUCAUCGCAUUCUGCCAUAGGGAAAUAACAAGCCGUUUUUGGACAGUUGGCUGCAGCCACUGAUCUCCUGGCAGAGGGGCUGACACUGGAACGCUGUGACUACAUCAGCCCCCAGUCCAAAAAGGGGAUCAAAUGUGCCGGCUGGGCUGGCUGCCCUGGUCUAGGACUUUGCUUCCUACCAUCACUUGCACCGACAAAGCAGCGGUGCUGGUGUUUGAUCCAACUCUCCUUUUGUAUUUAUGUGUGUGUGUGUGUGUGUGAGUGAGUGCGUGUGCGUGUGUGCGUGUGUGUGUGUGUGCGCGUGUGUGUGCGUGUGUGUGUGUGUGCGCGCACGCGCGCAUGUGUAUGUAUGUUUGUCCGGACCAGUUUCUGCCAGCCCCUGGCCUUUACUUCUUUGCCUAUGCAGGGCAAACAAAAUGUGAAAUUCUGCCCUCAGCUGAGCUGAGUGAGGGCCCCUGGGGUUUGGCUGGAGGAGGGUGCACCAUCUGUCCAGGCUUGGAACUGUCUCAAGAGAGUGUUGGCAAAGCUGCAGUAUUGAGAUGCUAAGGAGCUGUUGCCACCUCUUUGUCCUCCUUUGAAAGGGACAUAGGGGUAAUAUGGUUUGUGCCACAAACUUGAGGCACAGAGCCCCUGUGGGCACAGUAUUAGAGGAUGUGAGUGGGGAACACCCUGAAGAGGGGGUAUUUUAAUGAUGAAAGCAGGCAGAGCCUGGUGGUUGAUUCUGUCAACAUAAAAUUGCAAUCAAGCAGGGGUUGGGAGGGUUUGGACAGGGGCAGGUGUGUAGAUAUGCUCUU
This is a messenger RNA of Dipodomys spectabilis (banner-tailed kangaroo rat), 4294 nucleotides long. RefSeq names its product lysine demethylase 4A (gene Kdm4a). Gene Ontology annotation, cellular component: nucleus. Gene Ontology annotation, biological process: chromatin remodeling. Gene Ontology annotation, molecular function: histone H3K9 demethylase activity; histone H3K36 demethylase activity. Lineage: Eukaryota; Metazoa; Chordata; Mammalia; Rodentia; Heteromyidae. Bases 154 to 3345 code for a protein of 1063 amino acids. The record is from RefSeq and is a predicted model, not a curated record. The transcript has 22 exons.